AUGGCCUUCUCGUGGCAGGGCGUCUCCGGUGUCCUGAGACCGGAGCUGGAGGCGCAAGAGGAGGAAGUUCCAAAAACUGAACUGAAGCGUUAUAAUGGCAAUCAGUCGUAUUAUAACCGGAAGCUGAUUGCCCUGGGCAAGGCGCAGGCAAAGGCUCUUGCCGAGGCUCGGGAAGGGUUCGUCAAGGAGUCCUUCUACCGUGAAGCCGAGUUCCGGGCGCAGCAGGCCGAAGAGGCCCGGAAAAGGGCGAAAGCGGAGGUGGCGGAAUUGACGAAGGUCCUGGAGCAGAAGGGCCGGGAGCUGGAGGACGUCAUCACCGAAUACAAGGUGAAGCUGGAGGCCGCGACUGAUGCGCGGGACUCUGCACGUGGGGCUGCCGCGUCUCUGCGGGAGGAGGUGGCGGCCUUGAAGCAGCAGCACGCCAAAGAACUUGCUGCGGAGAAGGAGGCGUCCGAGGGCAUCGUCCUGGCGGUGCAGGCCGAGAAGACCAACUUCGAGGCUUUCGUCAGGGAGAUGUCGCGGCAGAUUCUUGGUACGUGCGACUUCGUGGAGACGGCGACUCCACGGGAAUGCUCGUCGACCGCGACCGCGCGUAUCAUCGCCUGCGCGGGGAGAUACUUGCCGCGCUCCAAGCACCCGAGCCCGCGGGAGGUUGGCCCCCUGCACGCCGCCGACUCCCACCAAGACCUUCGACGCUUCGUCUGA
This is a messenger RNA of Lolium perenne, 705 nucleotides long. The record is from RefSeq and is a predicted model, not a curated record. Lineage: Eukaryota; Viridiplantae; Streptophyta; Magnoliopsida; Poales; Poaceae.